This is a messenger RNA of Hibiscus syriacus, 378 nucleotides long. RefSeq lists its product as uncharacterized. The coding region runs from base 1 to 378 and encodes 125 amino acids. The record is from RefSeq and is a predicted model, not a curated record. The transcript is spliced from 2 exons. NCBI's taxonomy places the organism in Eukaryota, Viridiplantae, Streptophyta, Magnoliopsida, Malvales, Malvaceae.
AUGUCCAAUUUUUGGAGGCAUGCAUAUGUGAAGUUUCUAAAGGAUAUGGUUACCAAGAAGAGGACGAUUGAGCAGUAUGAAAUUGUUACUACAACAAAUGAGUGCUUAUCUGUGAAGAGCAGUUUGCCACCCAAAAGGAAGGAUCCUUGUAGCUUUACUAUUCCAUGCUUAAUAGGUUACAAUUAUGUGGGGAAAACUUUAUGCGAUCUUGAAUCUAGUGUAAAUCUAAUGCCCAAAUCAGUGUUUAUGAAGCUUGCUACAGGGUGGAUUUUAAUUGAUUCUGAAAAUGGUGAAUUCACCUUGAGAGUGGAUGACCAAAAGGUGACUAUUAAUGUCCUCAACACUCUCAAGUAUGCUGAUGAUUCUGAGGGGUGUUAA